AUGCCGCCUUCCAACGUAACAAACGAGAAAAAACUUCGCAAGAAGAAACGACGGGAGACUAUGCCCUCCGGGGCAACAGAGCCUACGUCUCCAGGUCUUGCUGGACCCUCCGGAGUGGGGGAAAAGCGAGCCAGAACACUGUCGAUUACGUCGCCGCCUCACAAAAAGAAGAACUCGAACAACCCGCUAGUAGUAGGAGGAAUAACAAUCAAAGACUACCGUUUCAACCUUGACUCACCACCCGCCUCGGCCCCCAUUCCUGAGGAAUCGGAAAUGGAGAGGUCCACCGACAAUGAGAAAUCUGAGGACGACGAGUCCUCUGAGGAAGCCGAGGACGCUGAAGCUGAACAGGCUGAAGCUGAGGUUGAGGAGGAUGACGAAGCCGAACCCGAGGAGCAGGAGGUUGGUCUGAUGCAGGCCACUCCCACCCCUGUCCGCAAGAAGCCUUCCGAACGAGCAAGUAAUAUCUCCAUGCAUGCAGACGACACGACACCGCCUCGACCCACCCGUCGACAGCCCCUGACCGCCGCUGAGAAGGGCAAAAGUCGCCCAAUUGCCGUCUCUCAGCCAGAACCAGUCCGCCAGAAUGUUGCUUCCUACGAUAUCGACGAGAACGACGACGACGAGGACGAAGAAGAUGCCGCGAUGGAUGACGACGACGAUGAAGUCGAAUUCGUGAUGGACGUCGAUCAACAGCCCUCGGGCCGAGAGCGACGAAGGGAGACCAACGUGAACCAGUGGGUGGCUCUCACGACCCUUGUGGAACAGAGGCGAUGGGAAAGCAAGCCUCCUCCGCCCUUCUACGACUCCAACGUCGAUUGGCUCUAUCAGGUCACAGAUAAGGCCAUACGCGAUAACAUCCUCGCCCGUCUCAAAGAGCAAGAAGUACGCAUAAUAGUAGCACUAAGCGGCACGCACGACGACAGCCCGAGAGCCCGAGAGCUCAUCGACUCGGCGAUUAUCUCCGUCCUGGGGACAAGUCGCACCAUCAUCGACAUCGACGGCAAUGUGCCCUGGAAGGGCCUCCUCACCAGCAUCGAAGACGACAACAUCCUCCUCGCGGAACCGCGCCUCUUUCAUCCUGCCGCACAUACGCUUCUUCUGAUCCAGAAGAGACGCGUCAACGUACCUGGAACGCGAGGAUUUAUGGUGGACCACAUAACGAAGGAGCAACGAGACGUGGCUGCGGCGGCGGUCUUAGAGCAGGGUUUCAAGGUGGCGAAAAUAAAGAAAGGUGUACAGACUGCUCAGGUGGUCAUUAAACCUUCUAAAGUAGUCAUCUUUGAUUAUCCGGCCUUCGACCCCGUCUCGGCGACGAGCAGGAAAGGGUUGCUUCUCGCGACCUUUGCGACGAAAGAGGAGAAGGUUGCGAUGGCGGCGAUAAUCCGUGCUCGCUCCUUCACCGCCGCCUCCUUCCCCCUCGGGAUAGACCCGGUUACAAGGAAGUUACAUUCCUUUAACCUGCAAAAGUUGGAGCACUGCACCGUGUGCCAUUCAGAUGGCCAUUCGAAACUUGGUUGCUGGUUUGAACAGGACGCGCAGCGUUCUCUUCUUAACGGUGGCCUCAAAAUUAAGUCGAAAGCACGCGGUCAGUCUGACUCCAACCCAAGGUCUUCCAAUCCCACAACGUCUACGCGAGGACGUUCGUCGGGUAAUAAGGGAAGAGAAGGUGCUUCGUCGUCGUCGGGUCAAAGGGCCAAACAGACAUAA
This is a messenger RNA of Phanerochaete carnosa HHB-10118-sp, 1710 nucleotides long. RefSeq lists its product as uncharacterized. The record is from RefSeq and is a predicted model, not a curated record. The coding region runs from base 1 to 1710 and encodes 569 amino acids. Lineage: Eukaryota; Fungi; Basidiomycota; Agaricomycetes; Polyporales; Phanerochaetaceae. The transcript has 3 exons.